AUGCAGAAUAUCAAGCAUUUCUUCAAACUUAAGACAAAAACUCCAAAUUCCAAUUCUGCUUCUGGAGACAUAAAUGCUGUAUUGUCAAUUGGUGAACCAUUUAAUGUGAAAAGACUUUAUCAUGUUGGUUUUGAUGACCAGAAAGGAGAAUUUGUUGGCAUGCCACAGUCUUGGGAGAGGCUGCUACAGAAUUCAAAUAUCUCAAAGAAGGAACAAAGAGAAAAUCCGGAAGCUGUGAUGAAUUCACUAGAAAUGUAUACUCAUUCUAUCGAGCACCAGCCAUCUGCAGUCAAGUACAUGAUGAUUGCAACAACAAUCCGGGAAUCAGAGGAAAUUAUAGAUCCUGUCGAUCGGUCAUCAUCUGAGAACAACCAGGAAGCCAGGGCCAGCAGAAAUGAAACAUAUUCUGGAGUUGGUACACCUGAGCUGACCACUGAUGACCUACCUGUAGAAUGUGAGAAUUCUGAUAAGUUGAGAACUGUUGUAGAUGAAAAUGAAGUCUUGAUGGGGCCACCACAGUCAAGGAGGGUGAUGACAGACCAUGAAGUUAAAGAAACAUUGAAGAAAAUGUCAAGUCCAGGCAGUGCUAAAGAGAAAUAUGAUUUACAAAAGAGACUUGGUGCUGGGGCAUCUGGCGUAGUGAUGAUGGCUAGAUGCAGAGACACAAAUCAAGUUGUGGCCAUUAAAAUCAUGGAUCUCGAUAAACAUCCCAAGAAGGAGCUAAUCAUAUCAGAAAUUGUGGUUAUGAAACAACACAGACAUGAAAACAUUGUCAACUUUAUUGAAAGCUACUACCUCGACACUGAGCUGUGGGUGGUAAUGGAGUAUUUAGAUGGCGGUGCACUAACUGAUGUGAUCCGAGAGAUAGUCAUGAAUGAGGGCCAGAUUGCUGCAGUGUGCCACGAGUGUCUGAAAGCUCUGGUGUUUCUUCACAGCAACAACAUCAUCCACCGAGACAUCAAGAGUGACAAUGUACUGCUAGGGAUGACCGGUGCUGUCAAACUGACAGACUUUGGUUUCUGUGCCCAGCUGAGCAGUGAGCAGGGGAAACGAGACACACAAAUAGGCACGCUAUAUUGGAUGGCUCCGGAGGUUAUCAAAAGUAAACAGUAUGACAACAAAGUGGACAUCUGGAGUCUAGGCAUCAUGGUCAUAGAGAUGUUGGAAGGGGAGCCACCGUUUCUGAACAUAACGCCCUUCAAAGCAAUUUACCACAUCGCAGCUAAGCCAGACAUAAAAGACGAAGACAAGCUAUCCCCAGAACUAAGGGACUUCCUUGACAGAUGUCUAGAGGUGGAUGUGACCCACAGAGCAAGCGCCAGUCAAUUGUUAGAUCAUCCUUUCCUGAAAAAGGCUGAACCGCUAGCAACAUUAAAUCAGAGAUGA
Candidula unifasciata is the source of this 1386-nucleotide messenger RNA. Lineage: Eukaryota; Metazoa; Mollusca; Gastropoda; Stylommatophora; Geomitridae. The record is from the annotation of a GenBank genome assembly.